UCUCAGCUAGGGUUCUUCCACUACCAAUACAGCCUAGAAGCUUUCGCAUCCUCUAGGGUUUUUUCUGAGCGUCUGGGUAGAUAGAUAUACACUCCAAGAGCGAGAGAAGAUUACUUUGGCUAUACUUUAGGACAAAUACAGACCUGAAUUUGUUGUGAAAAUGAGGCCGAUACUGAUGAAAGGCCACGAGAGGCCACUGACGUUCCUCAAGUACAACAGGGACGGCGAUCUUCUUUUCUCUUGCGCUAAAGAUCUUAGUCCCACAGUAUGGUUCGCUGACAACGGAGAGCGCCUAGGCACGUACCGCGGCCAUAACGGCGCCGUAUGGUGCUGCGAUGUCUCGAGGGAUUCCAUGCUGCUCAUUACUGGGAGUGCCGAUCAGACUGCAAAGCUGUGGAAUGUUCAAACUGGAGCACAGCUUUUCACUUUCAAUUUUGAUUCUCCAACCAGAGCAGUAGAUUUUGGUGUUGGUGAUAAGCUUGCAGUCAUCACCACGGACCCCUUUAUGGAAUUGCCUUCUGCUAUUCACAUUAAGCGCAUUUCCAGGGAUCCUAGCGAACAGACUGGGGAUUCUGUGCUUACACUCAAGGGCCCCCAGGGAAGAAUAAAUAGAGCUGUUUGGGGACCUUUGAACAAAACUAUUGUAAGCGCCGGUGAAGAUGCUGUAAUUCGUAUAUGGGAUUCUGAGACAGGAAAAUUGCUUAAAGAGUCUGACAAGGAAAUUGGUCACAAGAAAACAAUUACCUCUCUCUCAAAGUCUGCAGAUGGCUCACAUUUCCUCACCGGUUCCCUAGAUAAGUCUGCUAAGCUUUGGGACACCAGAUCAUUAUCACUUAUCAAGACCUAUGUGACGGAACGACCAGUCAAUGCAGUUGCCAUGUCUCCACUUCUGGAUCAUGUGGUCCUUGGAGGUGGUCAGGAUGCUUCAGCUGUCACAACAACUGACCACCGUGCAGGGAAGUUUGAAGCCAAAUUCUACGAUAAGGUUCUUCAAGAGGAAAUAGGUGGCGUGAAAGGUCACUUCGGACCAAUAAAUGCUUUGGCAUUCAACCCAGAUGGUAAAAGUUUUUCAAGUGGCGGUGAAGAUGGCUAUGUCAGGUUGCAUCAUUUCGACCAAGACUACUUCAAUAUCAGGAUUUAACUCCACAGUUGCAAUGGAGGUGUAGGCGGGGAGGACUUUCUUUUACCAAGUUACUUUAUGAUGUACUGGCAUUGCAAUCGACCUUCAUGGCUUAUUUUUUGUAGGGAGAAAGGCUAGAAGUUUUUCGAGUGUGAAAUGUCAACACUAUUUUAUACCAGCGUUUGCCAUCAUGGAAUGACUUGCAUGGCCCUUUGUUUUCAUGCAUCUACUUGUGUUUCAACAGUGAUUCGUUACAAAAAAAAUUAUGGGUGGUUCAUCUAAAAA
Molecule: messenger RNA, 1405 nt
Organism: Rhododendron vialii
Lineage: Eukaryota; Viridiplantae; Streptophyta; Magnoliopsida; Ericales; Ericaceae
Product: eukaryotic translation initiation factor 3 subunit I-like
Exons: 8
Coding region: 161-1141 (326 amino acids)
Biological process (GO): cytoplasmic translational initiation
Cellular component (GO): eukaryotic translation initiation factor 3 complex, eIF3m; cytoplasm
Molecular function (GO): protein binding; translation initiation factor activity; RNA binding
Source: RefSeq, a predicted model, not a curated record